GUCGAGAGCAAGAAGAAGAAGAAAGCCCAGCUAGGAACCUUUGCGUCGCGCCGAGGUUUUCGCCGGACGGUAUUUUCGCGCACGCCGCUCCUCCGCGGAGAUGACUUUGAACCGGGCGAACAUCGGCGGGAUGCUGCGGCUUCUCCUCGCCGCCGGAGCGCGUUCGUCCCGGACCCCGGAGAAACGUUGUUUGGUUCCCGCUCUGAAGAACUUCCGGUGCUCCAGCAGCAUCCUUCAUCCCUCCAGGUAUGAGCCGCAGACGUCCCUCUCCAGACCGCCGUGGCCCGAACUUCCUGCCUUUGAUCCUGCAGAAGAAGCAGAACGGCAUCGAGCGCUCGUGAGGAAGGUGAACGGUCUCCUCGAGGAGGGAGAGAGCGGACGCUUGUUUGCCGUCGUUCACUUUGCCAGCCGUCAGUGGAAAGUGACCGAUGAAGACCUGAUCCUGAUCGAGAACCACAUCGACGCGGCCUGCGGAGACAGGAUACGGAUAGAAAAGGUGUUGUUAGUUGGAGGAAAGGAUUUCACUCUCGUUGGAAAACCACUUCUCAGCCGUGAUUUAGUUCAAGUCCACGCUACGGUCAUCGAGAAAACCCAGUCCUGGCCGAUGGUCCACAUGAGCUUCUGGAAGAGACAUCGCUUCCAAAAAAAGAGAAUCAUCGUUCAGCCGCAGACCGUGUUAAGGAUCAACUCCGUUCAAGUUUCUCCUCGGCUGUUUUAACGGACUUCUGUCUGUCAGGAACGGUGUGAGAGUGUGAGGCCGUGUAAAUAAAGCUUUCAGAUCGUCGUCUUGAA
This is a messenger RNA of Puntigrus tetrazona (Sumatra barb), 792 nucleotides long. RefSeq names its product mitochondrial ribosomal protein L21 (gene mrpl21). Bases 101 to 718 code for a protein of 205 amino acids. Lineage: Eukaryota; Metazoa; Chordata; Actinopteri; Cypriniformes; Cyprinidae. Gene Ontology annotation, cellular component: ribosome; mitochondrial large ribosomal subunit. Gene Ontology annotation, molecular function: structural constituent of ribosome. The record is from RefSeq and is a predicted model, not a curated record. The transcript is spliced from 7 exons.